Exophiala mesophila is the source of this 835-nucleotide messenger RNA. RefSeq lists its product as uncharacterized. The coding region runs from base 170 to 769 and encodes 199 amino acids. The record is from RefSeq and is a predicted model, not a curated record. NCBI's taxonomy places the organism in Eukaryota, Fungi, Ascomycota, Eurotiomycetes, Chaetothyriales, Herpotrichiellaceae. The transcript is spliced from 3 exons.
CGGCUCCAUCCUGGUCACGGUCAGCAGUCAGCCGAGUCACAGUUGCUUGGUUCACAUGUUUACGACUGUCCUUGACUACAAGUAUCUGCUUGAUCAACCACCUUGAACUCCAAGGUCUUUACAGUCACUCUUUUCUUCCCGUGAACGAGCGCAGCCAAGUCCCACAACCAUGGCCAGCCCUCCCGAGGUCACCAUGACCAAUCUGUCGGGCACUUUUGUCCUGAACAAGUCCCUUUCCGACGAAAUUGAUCCCUUGUUUGUCUUGCAAGGUCUCAGCUGGUUUACCCGCAAAGCCAUUGGAUUAGCGACCGUGGUGCUCACCGUAAAAGAAUACACCAAAGACUCGGUCAUUCACAUCGACAUCACUUCGGUGGCGUCGGGCCUGUCAACUACGCAGGAAAAUCGGACCUUAGAUUGGCAGGAGAGAGAUCAUAGCGAUCGUAUCUUUGGCAAUAUCAAAGGCCGAUCUCGGAUGUGGACCACUGGCGGGUUCGAGCCCGUGCUACAGAUGCCUGCAGAAGUGAUGGCAUUCAUGCUGGGAAACAAGCUCAAGGACGGUCAGACAGAUUCACGAUUCUUGGAAGAUGACCAUCUGCAUAGCUUUGUUCAGAAUGUGGACGAAGGCUACCGAUGGGCAGCAGAACAGAAUUGGGGGUUUGAAGAGAUUGAUGGCAAGAGAUAUCACACACGCCGGGUGAUGGUGCAGAACCAGAAGGGUGACAAGCAUGAGUUGGCCCGGUUGGUAUAUGACUACACGGGCAAGGCUUAAGACAAGGGUGAAGUAGUAGGCGAUCAGACACUAGCGUACGGCGAGUAGUGAGGAAUGAAGACACCC